This is a messenger RNA of Ochotona princeps (American pika), 3661 nucleotides long. RefSeq names its product ubiquitin protein ligase E3C (gene UBE3C). Gene Ontology annotation, molecular function: ubiquitin protein ligase activity. Gene Ontology annotation, biological process: protein polyubiquitination; ubiquitin-dependent protein catabolic process. The transcript is spliced from 23 exons. The record is from RefSeq and is a predicted model, not a curated record. NCBI's taxonomy places the organism in Eukaryota, Metazoa, Chordata, Mammalia, Lagomorpha, Ochotonidae. The coding region runs from base 366 to 3617 and encodes 1083 amino acids.
GCGUGAGCGCGCCCGCUCCCGGUGGCGCGCACGGCAGCCGCGGCCGGCCGCCAUCUUCCUCCCGAAGCGGCUGCUCCCGGUGCAAAAGGCGGGGGUCCGCGGCCCUGCCGGGCAGCCCACGCCUCGGCCGCCGCGGUGGGAGGCGUGGAUGAGGGGGGAGGCGCGGCCAGGCCGUCCCCGCAGCGUCGCCCCAGGGCAGGGCUGGGCGGGUCCUGCGCUCCCCAGGCUGGCCUGGCGGGCGCCUGAGCUCCUCCCGGGGACCGAACCCGAGACCUCACGGCGGGUGCUGCCCGCCGCCUGCCCCGCUGCCUCCUGCUGUCACUCGGGUCGCGGGGGGCUCCUCCCAAAUGGGAUAAGCGGCCAAGAUGUUCAGUUUUGAAGGGGAUUUCAAAACGAGGCCCAAGGUGUCCCUCGGCGGCGCGAGCAGGAAGGAAGAAAAGGCUUCUCUUCUACAUCGUACUCAGGAAGAAAGAAGAAAGAGAGAGGAAGAAAGGCGAAGAUUGAAGAAUGCAAUAAUUAUCCAGUCAUUUAUUCGAGGCUGUAGAGACAGAAAACAGCAAUAUUCCAUCCAAAGAAGUGCAUUUGAUCGCUGUGCUAACUUAUCACAGUCUGGUGGCACAUUUCCCAUUGCUAAUGGUCCCAACCUUACCCUGUUAGUGAGGCAGCUUCUGUUUUUCUACAAACAAAAUGAGGACUCAAAACGAUUGAUAUGGCUCUAUCAGAACUUAAUUAAGCACCACUCUCUGUUUGUGAAGCAGCUGGAGGGGUCCGAGAGACUUACGUGCUUAUUUCAAAUAAAAAGGCUAAUGAGCCUCUGUUGCAGGCUGCUACAAAACUGUAAUGAUGACAGUUUAAAUGUUGCACUUCCAAUGAGAAUGCUUGAGGUUUUUUCAUCUGAAAAUACAUAUUUGCCUGUUUUACAAGAUGCUAGUUACGUAGUGUCCGUGAUUGAACAAAUUUUGCACUACAUGAUUCAAAAUGGAUAUUAUAGAUCCCUCUAUUUGUUGAUUAACAGUAAGCUUCCAUCAAGUAUUGAAUAUUCUGAUUUGUCUCGAGUUCCUAUAGCAAAAACUUUGCUGGAAAAUGUUUUAAAACCAUUGCACUUUACUUAUAACUCCUGUCCAGAAGGUGCGAGGCAACAAGUGUUUUCAGCCUUCACAGAGGAGUUUCUGGCAGCACCUUUUACAGAUCAGAUCUUUCAUUUUGUCAUCCCGGCGUUAGCAGAUGCACAGACCGCUUUCCCCUAUGAGCCCUUUCUGAGUGCACUGUUGUUACAAGAGGGGAGCUUCUCCAGAAGGAGUGCUGGAGCACCGUGGCUUUUCUAUUUUGUUCUCACUGUUGGCGAAAGUUAUUUGGGAGCACUCUCUGAGGAAGGCCUGUUGGAAUAUCUGAGAGUCCUCCAGACCUUCCUUUCUCAGUUACCAGUCUCACCUGCCAGCACAAGCUGCAACGACUCCGCCAGUGAUUCUGAAGAUGAGAGUGAAGAAGCUGACAAGCCCACAAGCCCGGAGGAUGGUCGGCUAUCAAUACCAUACAUAACAGAGGAAUGUCUGAAGAAGCUGGACACGAAACAGCAGACCAACACCCUGUUAAACUUGGUGUGGAGGGACUCGGCUAGUGAAGAAGUCUUCACCCGGAUGGCGUCCAUCUGCCACACGCUGAUGGUACAGCAUCGCAUGAUGGUGCCCAAAGUCAGGCUUCUCUACAGUUUAGCCUUUAAUGCCAGGUUUUUGAGACAUCUUUGGUAUCUAAUAUCUUCCAUGACAACACGGAUGAUCACAGGGUCUAUGGUACCAUUACUUCAAGUGAUAUCAAGGGGUUCUCCAAUGUCUUUUGAAGAUUCUAGUCGAAUCAUCCCACUGUUUUACCUUUUUAGCUCUUUGUUUAGUCAUUCACUAAUUUCUAUUCAUGAUAAUGAAUUCUUCGGUGAUCCCAUAGAAGUUGUAGGUCACAGACAAUCGUCAAUGAUGCCUUUUACUUUAGAAGAGCUGAUCGUGCUGUCUCGCUGCCUUCGGGAUGCAUGCUUGGGGAUCAUCAAGCUGGCGUAUCCGGAAACAAAGCCAGAAGUGCGGGAAGAAUACAUUACAGCAUUUCAAAGUAUUGGAGUUACUACCAGUUCUGAGAUGCAACAGUGUAUUCAGAUGGAGCAAAAGCGAUGGAUUCAGUUAUUUAAGGUGAUCACAAAUCUAGUGAAAAUGUUAAAGUCCAGAGACACAAGAAGAAGUUUUUGUCCUCCAAACCACUGGCUGUCUGAACAGGAAGAUAUUAAAGCAGAUAAGGUCACCCAGCUCUACGUGCCGGCCUCCAGGCACGUGUGGCGGUUUCGGCGCAUGGGCAGGAUCGGCCCGCUGCAAUCCACCCUGGAGGUGGGUUUGGAGUCCCCACCACUGUCUGUGUCUGAGGAAAGACAGCUUGCCAUCCUGACAGAACUGCCGUUUGUGGUUCCGUUUGAGGAACGGGUGAAGAUCUUUCAAAGAUUAAUUUAUGCAGAUAAGCAAGAAGUUCAAGGAGAUGGUCCAUUUCUGGAUGGAAUUAAUGUCACAAUCAGAAGAAAUUACAUUUAUGAAGAUGCUUAUGACAAACUUUCCCCAGAAAAUGAACCUGAUUUGAAAAAGCGCAUUCGUGUGCAUUUACUCAAUGCCCAUGGCCUGGAUGAAGCUGGAAUUGAUGGUGGUGGUAUUUUCAGAGAAUUUUUAAAUGAACUACUGAAAUCAGGCUUUAACCCCAACCAGGGAUUCUUUAAGACUACUAAUGAAGGACUGCUGUACCCCAACCCGGCUGCACAGAUGCUCGUGGGAGAUUCUUUCGCCAGACAUUACUACUUCCUAGGCCGAAUGCUCGGAAAGGCUCUCUAUGAAAACAUGCUGGUGGAGCUGCCUUUUGCUGGCUUCUUUCUCUCGAAGCUGCUUGGAACGAGUGCGGAUGUCGACAUCCACCACCUGGCCUCCUUGGACCCCGAGGUCUAUAAAAACCUGCUGUUUCUCAAGAGCUACGAGGGUGACGUGGAGGAGCUGGGGCUCAACUUCACCGUGGUCAACAACGACCUGGGAGAGGCACAGGUGGUGGAGCUGAAAUUUGGUGGGAAGGACAUCCCUGUCACCAGUGCCAACCGCAUCGCCUACAUCCACCUGGUGGCGGACUACAGGCUCAACAAGCAGAUCCGCCCCCACUGCCUGGCCUUCCGCCAGGGCCUGGCCAACGUCGUCAGUCUAGAGUGGCUGCGCAUGUUUGAUCAGCAGGAAGUUCAGGUGUUAAUUUCUGGUGCACAAGUUCCCAUAAGUCUGGAGGACCUAAAGUCUUUUACCAAUUACUCAGGAGGGUAUUCCGCCGAUCAUCCUGUCAUCAAACUCUUCUGGAGGGUUGUGGAAGGUUUCACUGAUGAAGAAAAGCGCAAGUUGCUCAAGUUUGUGACAAGUUGCUCUCGACCCCCUCUCUUGGGAUUUAAGGAGCUGUAUCCUGCGUUCUGCAUUCACAAUGGAGGCUCCGACCUGGAGCGGCUGCCCACGGCCAGCACCUGCAUGAACCUGCUGAAGCUCCCGGAAUUCUAUGACGAGACACUUCUGCGAAGUAAACUGCUCUAUGCCAUUGAGUGUGCUGCUGGCUUCGAGCUGAGCUGAGCUGAGCGGGGCCGAGCGGGGCCGACCCUCUGCACAGAAACCAG